AUGGAUCUGGUUGCUGGUGUGCGAAAAGAAGGCAGCCGCGGAGGCCGCAAUGAAUUCAAAUGGUCCGAUGUCAAGGACUCGGCCCAUCGCGAGAAUUACCUGGGCCAUUCGCUGAUGGCCCCAGUUGGGCGGUGGCAGCAGGGUCGUGAUCUGCAGUGGUAUGCCAAGGGCGAUGAUGACGAUGAAGAAGAACAAGCUCGAAAAGAGCGCGAGGAGCUCCAGCGCGUCAAAGAUGCCGAGGAAGAGGCCAUGGCUGUCGCUCUGGGUCUGCCACUACCCCCAAAAUCCGACUCAAAUGCCAAUAUGGUUCCUCUGGGAAUUAAGGGGAGGGGAGCGGCGGAUGAGGAGCCAUCCGAUGCUAAGGAGCUAGAGGCACAUCCGCGCCCAAGGCACAGCCACAGACAUGUGAAGACAGGGGUCAUGAUCGAGAGCGCCGACACCGUAGACAUGAGGGCCGCGAUCGUCACCAUCGCAGUCGUCGGCACAGGUCACGCUCGAGCGGUAGAGACCGCCGCCGCCGAUCCCCCUCCCGCUCCCGCUCCCGAGACCGAUACCGCAGAAAAGACGAUGAACACCAGAGACGCCGACGAGUCGAUCGCAGCAGCUACUCUCCGGGUGAGCGGCGACACCAUCCCGAACGUGAAAGGGGCCGAGGCGAUCACGACCGUCGACAUUAAUAUCUACACCAGGAUCUAUCGAUUGAACACCAAGAGAAAGGGGAUGGUUUAA
Molecule: messenger RNA, 729 nt
Organism: Penicillium alfredii
Lineage: Eukaryota; Fungi; Ascomycota; Eurotiomycetes; Eurotiales; Aspergillaceae
Product: MMtag domain-containing protein
Exons: 3
Coding region: 1-729 (242 amino acids)
Source: RefSeq, a predicted model, not a curated record